Messenger RNA from Suricata suricatta (meerkat), 1412 nucleotides. RefSeq names its product leucine rich repeat containing 46 (gene LRRC46). The record is from RefSeq and is a predicted model, not a curated record. The transcript is spliced from 8 exons. Gene Ontology annotation, molecular function: protein binding. Lineage: Eukaryota; Metazoa; Chordata; Mammalia; Carnivora; Herpestidae. Bases 307 to 1275 code for a protein of 322 amino acids.
CAGUCUCCUAGCAACAACGCCUAGACUCCGACACAGCUCUUCUCUCGAGAUCCUUACGCUCCUCUGCCCACGACCCCCCACUGGGGACUACCGAAGCCCCUCUGCACCCCUCAAACUCCAGACCCGUCAUCUCGAUUUACUUUUGUCUUCUACCCCGCCUCAUUAAUUUGGUCUGAAUCAACAUUUUUCCUUGUCCCUCAAGUCUCCGAACUUUUCUCAUACCAUCCUGGGUUUCGCCAUCCCGGGGACUAAGUUGCUCUGCUUCCUUUCGUUUUUAUCCCGCGCCAGGCCAGUAGCCGUUAGAUCAUGGCCGGAGCUAAUCUUGCCCAGAGUCCAGAAGAAGGAGGCGUGUGCAUUACUGAAGCCCUUAUCACUAAGCGGAACUUGGCCUUCCCUGAGGAUGAGGAUCUGUCAGAGAAGAUGUUUCACACUCUUGCUGAACUGCAGACUGUCCGCCUGGACCGGGAGGGGAUUACUGCUAUCAGGAACCUCGAGGGCCUCCAGAAUCUCCACAGCCUCUAUCUGCAAGCGAAUAAGAUCCAGCGAAUUGAAAACCUGGCCUGCGUCCCCUCCUUGCGCUUCCUGUCUCUGGCAGGAAACCAAAUCAGGCAGGUGGAAAACCUCCGUGACCUCCCACAUCUCCAGUUUCUGGACCUUUCUGAGAACCUGAUAGGAACACUGAAGCUGGAUGAAUUCCCCCAGAGCCUUCUCAUCCUCAACCUGACGGGCAACAGCUGCACCAACCAGGAAGGGUACAGGGAGCUGGUGACAAAAGCCCUGCCACUGCUCUUGGACCUGGACAAGCAACCUGUGUCAGAGCGCUGGGCCUCGGACGAGGAGGAUAAAGACUCGAGCGACGAGGAUGAAGAGUUCCCGGAGCUGAGUGGUCCGUUCUGCGCAGAGCGAGGUUUCCUCAAGGAACUGGAGCAGGAGGUGAGCAGACACAUGGAGCACAGGCAGCAGGCAGCCCUGACCGAGCACCUGCUGAGGAUGGAGACAAAGCCCGUCCUCACUGACCUCCCCGAGCUGCUCGGGGGGCCCCUGGCUAGGGACAGCAGUCCCUCUGUCACUCCCAGGCAAAGGAAGGAGACACCCCCCAAGCCCGCCUCCUUGCCACAAGCCACCUCUGCCACCAAGAAACCCUGCCAUCCGGUUUCCAGCCAGCAAAGCACUGUCCAGGCAAAGAAGGGGGUCCAAGCUGCCACAGGCCCCAAGGCCUCCCUGGCUGGGGCUCCCAACACAACCAAAACUGUGACCAAACGAGUCAAGAAAUGAAGUGCAGCCCCUCCCCCUCCCUAUCAGCAACACCACAGGAACAGGAGCGGGGAAGAGCAGGGGGUCAAGUGGGGCCUCCCCUCCUUCUCAGGCCCCCUCUCCUGUGAGCCCAUCCCAAUAAAAUGUCUCUGAAUGUG